UUAUUCUUAUUUAAUUAUUUCUCAUUCAGAAGGAAUCCUGAUUCAAUUUCUUAAUCUCAUUUCUCGACUUUGUAGAGCAGUUGACUUGCUAGGUCUUUUUUCUUUAACCAAAAAAAUUAUGACUUGUUAAGCCUUUUUUCUUUAAUCAAAAAAAUAAUGACUUGUUAUUAAUCAACUACUGUCUACCGUGUAUUCUUUUGGAGGCAAAAUUCGAUUAAAUUUGUACUUAUUUUAUAUUUAAGUAACUGAAAAUUAAAAAAUACUUACCAGGCUAAAUGUAAUUUGAUUGAACGGUUUAUCUCCUGGGACUUAUGAGAUCACCGGAAAUUGUGUUGAAGGUCGUCGGAGUAUGUAGAACAACCAAUUUUCUCACUCAAUUGCAUUCUUUAACUAUCAGAACUUACGACACUCACUUGGCUGCAAAAAUAACCGAGUUAUAUUUCGAGUUGUUACCUCUUCAAACUGCGCGUAAGCUGUUUGAUGAAAUUCCUCACCCAAAUCUAUACACCUGCAAUCGCAUUCUGCAACGCUUCUGUGGAAAGAACCGAUAUGAGGAAGUAUCAUCUCUGUUUACGUCUAUGUUUUCAUUCGAAAAGGUUGAUCAUUUUACUCUACUCUUUGCAUUAAAGGCGUGUUCUGCAUUAAAAGCAACAAAUUUUGGCAAAACAAUUCAUGGGUUGGGGAAGAAAUAUGGUAUGAUUCAUUCAAACAUGUUUCUUGGAUCAGGCCUCAUUGACAUGUACUCGAAAUGUGGAAAUAUGGACGAUGCUUUUCGCGCCUUUGAGGAAUAUUCAAAACCGGAUAUUGUUUUAUGGACUACUCUGGUUACUGGAUAUGAGAAGAACUUUAAGCCUGAUGUAGCACUAGCUGUUUUUACUGGAAUGGCGAUGGCGCAUUGCAUUAGUUCAGACCCAAUAACUCUUGUUACUGUUGUCUCUGCUUGUACUCAGUUGUUGAAUUUGAAAGCUGGAAAAAGUGUUCAUGCACACGUGUUUCGAAUGGGUUAUGAAGGUUCCCUCUCUUUAUCAAACGCUCUGCUGAACUUAUAUGCGAAAUCUGGGUCCAUGUUUUAUGCAGGAAAUUGGUUUAGGGUGAUGGAGGAGAAAGAUGUAAUCUCAUGGAGUUGUAUUAUCUCCUGUUGUGCUCAUAAUGAUGCUACUGAUAGAGCUAUAAGUCUAUUUGAUGAGAUGAUUUAUAAAGGAAUUGAACCCAACUCCGUAAGUGUAAUCAGUGCUUUGCAAGCGUGUGAAUCUUGUUGUAAUUUAGACAAAGGCAGGCAAAUACAUGAAUUAGCUUUUCAUAAAAGUCUUGAACUUGAUAAAUUGGUCUCCACUGCUUUGAUUGAUAUGUACAUGAGCUGUUGUUCACCUCAGGAAGCGAUUAUCGUAUUUGACAGGAUGCCCAGCAAAGAUCCUGUUUCUUGGUUUGCUCUGUUAUGUGGUUGUGUUAAAAAUGGAAUGGCCAACAAGUCUAUGCAAAUAUUUUGUGACAUGAUGGCCAGCGAUAUCCAACCUGAUGCUACUGUGAUGGUUAAAAUUCUUGGAGCUUGUUCUGAGUUGGGGGUUCUUCAAUUGACUUCUUGUCUUCAUAGUUAUGUAAUUAGAGGUGGGUUCAUCAGCAAUUCGUUCAUCGGAGCUUCAGUUAUUGACUGUUACGCAAAAUGUGGUAGCUUGGAUGAGGCUAUCAAGGUUUUUGAGAGAUCAACAGAUAAAGAUGUUGUUAUCUGGAGCUCCAUGUUUGCAGGCUACGGAAUUCAUGGGCAAGCUAGGGAAUCAAUUAAGUUAUUUCAUCGUAUGGUUACAGAUUCCACGGUAUGUCCUAACAAAGUUACCUUCCUUUCAAUAUUAGCAGCUUGUAGUCAUGCAGGUUUUGUUGAGGAAGGGAUUGAAUUCUUCAACAUAAUGUUAAAUGAGUACCAACUGAUGCCAGAAUCAAAGCAUUAUGCAAUCAUUGUUGAUCUACUUGGACGAAUCGGAGAAUUGGACAAGGCUAUGUGCCUCAUUAACCAAAUGCAGUCACGGGUUGGAGCACACGUAUGGGGGGCCUUGCUUGGUGCUUGCAGGAUUCAUCAGAAUGCAGAGAUUGGAGAAGUCGCUGCCAGGAAUGUUCUCCAGUUAGAUCCAGAUCAUGCUGGAUAUUACAUCCUGUUAUCAAAUGUGUAUGCUGUUGAUGGGAAGUGGGAUGAUGCAGCUGAACUUAGAGGUUCAAUUAAAGAGAGAGAAUUGAAAAAGAUAACUGGCCAAAGUGUUGUUAGACUUUAGGAAUGAGGCUCACGUCGUUUUACACAACGGUGGAUAUCACAGGGACGUAAGAGCAUAUCUAUGGUCCUAAUUCAAACAUUCUGCUGCAUAUAGUUCUGAAGUUUGAUACAUAAAGACAUCUGUGAUUUGAACUCAAAACCUCAACUGUUAAGAGGACGAAAUCUAUGUCAAACAUUUCUUAGGUUGCAUCGAUGAAGUAAAGACACCAAAUAUAUCGCUACUGCUUGAUAGCUCUGACUUUUUUCCAUGGUGGUCAAAGGGAGCAGGCUGAAAAGACAAUUAUAUCACCCGGUUUCACAAGAAGAAAAAAGCAAAAACUGCCCAAAACACAUCACAUAAAAUCACCGUUGACUCCAAAGCAAGAGAAGUAAAAACUAUCAUUCUACAUGUAGCAAUCAGUUGGCACUUCAUAUUUAUCAGCCCCUCUAGUUCUUACUGGGAACGAGCAAAGGAGCUCAUCUCCAUAGUCGAAUUACAAAUCGCAUUUAAUUCUCUCAAUAUACCAAAUAUGUAUGCAUUUUCAGUGUCCGAGAUUAUCUCGAACAUUAUUACCUUUCUACAAAACCUAGAUACCCGAAAACU
Molecule: messenger RNA, 2843 nt
Organism: Solanum tuberosum (potato)
Lineage: Eukaryota; Viridiplantae; Streptophyta; Magnoliopsida; Solanales; Solanaceae
Product: putative pentatricopeptide repeat-containing protein At3g01580
Exons: 1
Coding region: 312-2261 (649 amino acids)
Biological process (GO): RNA modification
Molecular function (GO): protein binding; RNA binding
Source: RefSeq, a predicted model, not a curated record